AUGUUGAAUAUUCCCACGGCGUUGAUCUUCACGUCGCUGCUCCUGCUCGUAACCUAUCUGUAUCAGAAAUGGGCCACUUCGAGAAGACAUCAUGUUACGGCUAUGCAGCACGGAUGCCAACCACCUGCGAAAUACCCCCAUAGAGAUCCAUUCUGGGGCUACGAUCUCUUGAUACAGCGUAUCAAGGCCGCGAAAGAUGGACGGCAACUUGCCCUCUACAUGAAGCACUUUUCAAUCUAUGGCAAGACUUGGGAGGAGAAUUUUCUGGGCAAGAGGGUCAUCAACACAAUGGAAAUGAAAAACAUACAACAUGUUGCCUCUUCGGGCUUUGAGGAUUACGGCAAAGGCUCUGCUGCCAUGGGGAAAAAGUUUCUGGGAGACGGGAUAUUCUCCCAGGACGGCCCUGAGUGGAGACACUCUAGGGAUAUGAUCAAGCCCAUCUUUUCUCGGUCCGAGCUGUCUGAUGUGGAGCGCCUAGACUUUCACAUUGAUAGAUUGGUUAAUCUGAUUCCCCGUGACGGGAGCAUGAUCGAUCUCCAAGACCCGAUUAACAAGAUGUUUAUCGACUCCUCUUCCGAAUUCCUCCUUGGCAAGUCAAUGGAUCUUCAACUAAAUGAUGACGACUCCAACGAAGCCGCCGACUUUCUUACUGCUUUUCAGGCUUGUCUAGUGGGGUUGGGGAAACGUCGUUUACUUGGCCACAUGCGCCACAUCUAUGAUCUUUUUGACAAGAAUUGGCCGCAAUCGUGUCAGAAAGUGCACCAUUAUACCGACAUUCAAAUCAAGCGUGCUCUGGAGGAGAUUUCGGAGCCACAGGGGAAAUCAGAGCGCCGUUACCUGUUGAUCCAUGAACUGGCAAGGCAAAUCCCGGACCCCAUCAAGCUACGAUCUCAAAUCUUGCAAAUUUGGGUGCCGUCUAGAGAUACAACUGCCUUGGUCGUCAACAGCUCUAUAUUUCAGCUUGCUCGAAGACCAGAGAUCUGGGAACAGCUUCGAGUUGAAAGCCUUGCCAUUGGCGACGAACCAAUCACUUUUGAACUCUUGCGGUCACUCAAAUUGUUCAAGUACGUUGUGUACGAAACUCUACGACUCCAAGGGCCCUCCUCGCGGGUGCAAAAGGUCGCCGUCCGGGAUACGAUUCUCCCCGUCGGGGGCGGCCCCGAUGGUAAAGCUCCGCUGUUUCUGGAGAAGGGCACCGAUAUCAUUCUAAACCUUUGGGGGCUUCACCACGAUAAAGACAUCUGGGGUGAUGAUGUCGACCAAUUCAGGCCCGAGAGAUUCGCCGACAAACGAUUUACAUGGGACUUUGUUCCUUUUCUCGGCGGACCAAGAAUUUGCCCGGCCCAGCAGCAGGUCCUCACGCACUGCGUCCAAGUCCUUGUGAGGCUGACGAGAGAAUUCUCCAGGAUUGAGAAUAGAGACCCGGUGCUGGAAUACGUUGAGAUGUGGAGAUUGCUUCCAGAGAGCCGAAACGGGAUUAAAGUUGCGCUGUUUGUUUAA
Messenger RNA from Trichoderma aggressivum f. europaeum, 1500 nucleotides. RefSeq lists its product as uncharacterized. The record is from RefSeq and is a predicted model, not a curated record. The transcript has 2 exons. Bases 1 to 1500 code for a protein of 499 amino acids. Gene Ontology annotation, molecular function: oxidoreductase activity, acting on paired donors, with incorporation or reduction of molecular oxygen, reduced flavin or flavoprotein as one donor, and incorporation of one atom of oxygen; heme binding; iron ion binding. Lineage: Eukaryota; Fungi; Ascomycota; Sordariomycetes; Hypocreales; Hypocreaceae.